Danio rerio (zebrafish) is the source of this 2338-nucleotide messenger RNA. Lineage: Eukaryota; Metazoa; Chordata; Actinopteri; Cypriniformes; Danionidae. The record is from RefSeq and is a predicted model, not a curated record.
AGAGUUUCAUUGCAAGAGUUUUUUUUUAUUCAGUGCGCUGAUUUUGCAAGCUAGCUGACUAAGCUGUUACUUGAGCCGUUAGCCUGUUAGCCUGAUGGUCAAGGCUGCUAGCCUUAUAGUCAUGUGUUAAUCGAUUUUACUGUAAAAAGAAAAUACUGAACUCACUUUCGCCUGUAAAAGUUUGUCUAUUUUUUAUCAAUUAUUUUCUUGAACAUCUUGGCACAAUCGAUUAUCGAAACAUUAAGGUUACUGCAAGCAUAGCCAGCUAGCUUGUUAAGUCGUUACAGAGCUAAUAGGGAGUUUGCUGCAUUUUAUUGCUUCUCAUUACCACAUACCCUUUCUUUUAAUUCACAUUUUGCUCUAACUCGUAGUCUUUUGUUUUUAGAAUUGAUAUGCUGGCACCACCAAUCCCUACCAUCAUGCCGGCUCUUCUGGAGAGGCCCAAACUGUCUAAUGCCAUGGCACGUGCCUUACACAAGCACAUCAUGAGAGAGAGGGAGCGCAAGAGGCAAGAGGAGGAAGAGGUUGACAAAAUGAUGGAACAGAAGUUAAAAGAAGAGGAGGAGAGGAAAAGGAAGAAGGAGAUGGAGGAGAGGAUGUCCUUAGAGGAGACUAAAGAGCAAAUUAUGAAGAUGGGAGUGAAGCUGCAGGGCCUUCAAGAGGAGAAGCACCAGCUUUUCUUACAACUGAAAAAAGUUCUACAUGAAGAGGAGAAAAGACGUCGGAAAGAACAGAGUGACAUGACAACCCUGACUUCAGCCACAUACCAGGCAAACAUGCCUAUCCACCCUAGCCAGCACAUUCUUAGCAUGCAAGCGGGUCAGGUGAGUCAUGGCCGUCCAGCUGUUCUGCUUGGGGAACGCAGUAAACAGCUCUUCCAGUCUCCGGUCAUUCCUGCACGUCAUUUCCAGUCUCAGCCAGGAUUUAGUGCAGGUGGAUCAGAGCACGGCCAAUAUUCGGGAGCGCAGCCAGGUCACAGCCCGUAUGGAGUCACCCAGACGCAGCAUACAUCACCUUUUGCCUCCAGUCAGCCUGUGCCAGCCAACUAUGCCAGUAGUUCACAACUAAGAGGUGCAUCAGCAUUCCAGACCAUGCAGUACCUGCCCCAUCAGCAGCAAGGCUAUGCAGUUCACAGUCACUUCACCUCUCAGCCAGGCUACAUCCCUAGCGCUGGGAUUCCCCUUCAGAAACAGCUGGAACAUGCUAACCAGCAGUCCGGCUUCACAGACUCUAGUCCCCUGAGGCCCAUGCACCCACAGGCUCUUCAUGUCAGCGCUGCGAGUUUGCUGUCCACUCCUCCUAUUGCUGUGCAGAUUCCUCCUGGCAAGUCUGGCAUAUCUUAUACACAUUCGCAAAGGCCAGCAUCUCCAGGUGCAUUUUCCCAUGGAACGCCCUCACAGCAAGCACAUGCAGCUACGUUUCAAAGCUCCUCUCAAGCAACCCCUCGCCACGCCUACCUCUCUCACAGCCAAUCAGGGCAGAGGUUUUACCACCAUGGCAAAUAGCCAUUCGUUUUAGUUCAAUGCAGAAUGUUGGGGUAGAAGGAAAGAUUCGCAGGCUUUUGGAUUAAAGCUACACAGCCCACAACGCUUGGCAUCGUGUUACAACAUAAAACACAUGACUAUUACUGUCACGUCCCAAUCGUUUUUCUCUUUCUUAGAUCUGCCUUUGUAACCGGGUUUAUUUGAACAUUACAGUGAGAUGUGUCUGAAUGUUUCUUUUAUUCAUUUGACAACAGCUGUGCCAACAUUAGUCGUAUUAAAUACUACCACAACAUAAGUUAAAUCUGGCUUUAUACCUGAACUGAACAAUGCAGAAAUGCGUUCAGAUAUUACAAUUUCAAGUUCUUGAAAGUCUACAAGAGCUGGAAGUUGCUAAGACUUAUUUCAGUUUGUGGAUGUACUUCUAACUUAACUGGAAUAUGGAUUAGGGAAUUAUUUUGCACAUCAUUCUCUCAUAGCAAACUAACGGUAAGAGGCCUGUGGUUAAGAAUAAUGUGUGUGAAGCCGUCAAACUAAAGCAAAUGUUCCGAUUUUGAAGAUUACCAAAACACUUUUUAAAUUAAUCGUUCACCUAAAGAAUAACAACGUGCGCUAACAAAACCAACAUUGUAAAUAUUGAUUUGACAAGGACUCCCACUCAGGGCCAUCUGUAACUUGCAUUAACAUUGAUGAAUGCCGAGGAAAGCUGCCACAGAAAAGUAAUAUUUUCAUAUGAUUUUAAUUUGUAAAUGUUUUAAGCCAACCAACUGAAUUUCACAAAAGUGCACAUGAAAUAUACAUUUUAUUAAUCUGUUAAAGGAGCUUCUUAAAAUAGUAUUAAAUGGUUGUGUAGAAAA